Pieris napi is the source of this 1167-nucleotide messenger RNA. RefSeq lists its product as uncharacterized. The record is from RefSeq and is a predicted model, not a curated record. The transcript is spliced from 2 exons. The coding region runs from base 1 to 849 and encodes 282 amino acids. Lineage: Eukaryota; Metazoa; Arthropoda; Insecta; Lepidoptera; Pieridae.
AUGCUGAGUGGAUUAAAAUAUCCAAUGAAUUCAAUUCGCAAACCAGUUUCAGCCACAGAACCAAAGAAAAAUUUAAAGGCCCAAUGGGAAAGCUUAAAAAAAUUCACCAUAAAAGAAUCUGCUGCUGCAAGGCAGUACAUGAUUCAAACAGGUGGGGGACCUGCAAAGCCUAAAUCUGACGACCCGUUAUUUACCCGGAUCUUGGGUCUUAUUUCAACAGUUGCUGUUGGACUCGAAAAUCCAUAUGAUUGCGAUAAUUUUAUAUUAAAAGAAAAUGAAACAUUGGCUACAGUUAAAAUUCCAGAUGUAUCAGGCAUAUUUGUGCCGAACACCACUGUGACCAAGUCAACGCCUCUUGACUUGGAUAUUAAUGCUGCAAAUUUUACCUGCGAUAAUGAUAAAUCACAAGGUGACUGUGCUGCUGAUUGGGGAGACUACACCCCAAAGAUGCUGCAAUCUCAGAAAUCUGCUCCUCUGCGUGCACAGUCAGUUCAGCCUGUGGUUCAGCCAGCUAAAUCGACGCCUCUUGCCUUGGAUAUGGAUAUUGAUGACUGUGCUUUAAUAUCUGUAGAGGAUGCUGGAAAUACCCCUCUCACUCAAAAGAAAAAUUGGAGCAGCAGACGCAGACCUACUUUACCGGUUUCUUCAACUUUAGAAGAGUUACAUAAAAUUAAAAUAAAAGCUGUACAAAUGCAAAUGAAUUUUGCUGCUGAGGAGAGAGAGGAAGGAAAAAAAAUAUUUGAAGUUGAAAUAAAAAUUAAAAAUGAAAUAUUAAAACGGGAGAAAAUCAAAACACGAAAUCUUUUUGCACAAAUGAAACAUCGAAGAAUAAAUAGAAAACCAACCUAAAAUAGAUUAUCUCAUUAGAUUUAAGUAUAUUGUUAUGUUAUAUUACAAACUUAACUUUAAUAAAAUUGUAGUUAAUAAAACAAAUAUAAAUGAAAAAGUGGUUUCUUUAUUGUUUACAGCUGACAUGACAUGGCGGCCAUUUUUAACCAAGGAAUAUCUCCGUAUUCGUUCAAAAUUGGGCGUAUAAAUCUUAUCCUUGGAAUAAUGUUUUAUUCUCAGGUUAAGUAGUUGGUGAAAUGUAAAAUUUGCUAUUCCAGGGUUAAUUCCUUGGAAUAAAACUUAUCUGAGUUUGGUGAAAUUAGCCCUAAAUGUUUUUUU